UGUAAAAGCAUACAAGGCAAGCCCGUGCAGGGAUGUCCAAGAAACCCCAUCGACGAGACAAAACUCGAGGCGUGAACGUGGCAGCCAUUUUACAUCAUCAAGAGUGAAUGACUGAAGCCGGAUCAUUGCCGGGAGUUUUACACUUUUUCUGUCUUUUAAAUAUCACAUUUAUCUUCCUAAAUAAUCAACACCAUACACGUUGGUGAUCCAGCGGCAGAUACCGGAAACCAGGGCUCACUCUCUGAUGGAACACGUGUAUCAGCUAUCUAGUCUGUGCUGAAGUCAGCAGUGAGAAGAUUUCUGGAGACAUGGCCACAGAACAUAUUAAUGGAAAUGGUCCAGAAGAACCAAUGGACACCUCUGCUGCAGUUACCCAUUCUGAGCACUUCCAGACUUUAUUAGAAGCUGGUUUACCACAGAAAGUUGCUGAAAAACUAGAUGAAAUUUACAUAGCAGGUUUGGUGUCACACAGUGACUUAGAUGAUCGAGCAAUUGAAGCGCUAAAAGAAUUCAACGAGGAAGGUGCUCUGCAAGUCCUCUUGCAAUUUAAGGACAGCGACCUCUCACAUGUUCAGAACAAAAGUGCCUUUCUUUGUGGCGUGAUGAAGACCUACAGACAAAGAGAGAAACAAGGGACCAAAGUGUCAGAUACCAAUAAAGGACCAGAUGAAGCUAAAAUCAAAGCUUUGCUGGAGAGGACUGGCUACACACUUGAUGUGACAACAGGGCAGAGGAAGUAUGGAGGUCCCCCACCAGAGUCUGCUCACUCAGGGGUACAGCCCACUAUCGGUACAGAGAUAUUUGUAGGCAAAAUCCCCAGAGACCUCUUUGAGGAUGAGCUUGUUCCGCUGUUUGAGAAAGCUGGCCCCAUCUGGGACUUGCGCCUGAUGAUGGAUCCCCUCAGUGGCCUGAACAGAGGCUACGCCUUUGUCACUUUCUGCACUAAAGAAGCUGCACAGCAGGCUGUCAAAUUGUGCAACAACAAUGAAAUUCGACCAGGUAAACACAUCGGAGUGUGCAUCUCUGUGGCCAAUAAUAGACUGUUUGUUGGCUCCAUUCCCAAGAGUAAAACAAAAGAUCAAAUUGUUGAAGAAUUUGCAAAAGUCACAGAGGGUCUAAAUGAUGUCAUAUUGUACCACCAGCCUGACGACAAGAAGAAGAAUCGGGGCUUCUGCUUCCUGGAGUAUGAAGACCACAAGACUGCUGCUCAGGCCCGCCGCCGGCUGAUGAGCGGCAAGGUGAAGGUGUGGGGAAAUGUGGUCACCGUGGAGUGGGCUGAUCCCAUCGAGGACCCAGAUCCAGAGGUCAUGGCCAAGGUAAAAGUGCUGUUCGUGAGGAACUUAGCGAGCACGGUUACAGAGGAGAUACUUGAAAAGGCCUUCAGUCAGUUUGGCAAGCUUGAGCGAGUGAAAAAAUUGAAAGACUAUGCCUUCAUCCACUUCGAAGAAAGAGAUGGUGCUGUGAAGGCUUUGGCUGAUCUCAAUGGCAAAGACCUCGAGGGAGAGCACAUUGAAAUCGUCUUUGCCAAGCCCCCUGACCAGAAGAGAAAAGAGCGCAAAGCCCAGAGACAAGCUGCUAAAACACACAUGUAUGACGAAUACUAUUAUUACGGGCCUCCUCACAUGCCACCACCCACGAGAGGCAGGGGCCGCGGCGGGCGCGGAGGUUACUCGUACCCCCCUGACUAUUAUGGCUAUGAAGACUAUUACGAUUACUAUGGAUACGACUACCACAAUUACCGGGGCGGCUAUGAUGACCCGUACUACGGCUAUGAUGACUUCCAGGGGUCUGGGAGAGUACGAGGAGCGAGGGGAGGAGUCCGUGGCGGUGCUAGUCAGACCAGGGGCCGCGGUGGCGUCACACCGAGGGGUCGAGUGAGCUUCUCCCAGCGAGGAGGCCCUGGAACAAGCAGAGCAGGGAAACGGGGCCGAGGGCGGUCCUGACCUGUCACAGUGGGUACUGACUUGAUGUGUGGGGUUACACCGUAAGCUGCAAUGGAUGUUGAAACAAAAGAGCACGACAAAAGGUCCAAUGAUAUUCCAGCCUUACAGAAGAAGCAUCUCCCCUCCCCCCAUUUUUUAAAUUUUUUUUUCCUUUUCUGAAACUGCCACCUUAAAAAGAUGACCGGAGGAUUCUAAAUACUCGCCACAGCCUCUUUGCCCCAAGCCCUUGCACCCAGCCCUGAUUUACAGGGCCCCAUGUAUUGCCCUUACAAUCUACCCCUUCCCUGUCCCUGAACAUGCCAUUUUUAAAUAAUUAUUGAAGAAAUUGCACUUUUUUAAGUUCUUGGGUUUGAAGUGGCUCAAAGGAGCUUGAUGCUAUUGUAUAUUUUUGUGCUAAUCGCAAUUUUUAUUGUCGGAAUAUCCAUGUUCUUAAUCGUUUGAUCUGGGUGUUUGACAGAGAACAUUUGCAGGUUUUUAGGGUGUACCCACCUGGCAUGGAUAAGUCAGGCAUUCCAUGAAAGUGGUUCUUUUCAGAACUUGUCUUUAAAGGGUUGGUUGACUACCUCAGUACAGAGGACUAAACUACCCGGCCUGUACUGUAAAUAGGGAAACUAUAUUGAUGAAAGCAGGGCUUGUUUUCAUACAAAAUAUGCACAAGAGCUGCAGCGCAAGAAAAAUGUACUUAAUGUAAGUCAUUUUAGCUGCAGCUCUGACACUGCAAACAGUCAAACUGGGCAUGCAAAACAAUCUCAUGUGAUGAGUCUGAACAAGCCCUGCUUUUGUCCUAUUUUGAACUGAAUUAGCUGCCUUGCUUCUUCAGAGUAUGUAGUUACUGGUUGUAUAGUUUUUCGGAUAAAAUGUUACUUUUGUAAAGGCUUCAAGAUCACAGGCAUCCAACUGCCUUUUGAUUUAAAAAAAAAAAAUGAAAAAACAAAAAUAAAGCCCUGCAGUGUCCCUUU
Perca flavescens (yellow perch) is the source of this 2902-nucleotide messenger RNA. Its product is annotated as heterogeneous nuclear ribonucleoprotein Q. The transcript is spliced from 13 exons. Lineage: Eukaryota; Metazoa; Chordata; Actinopteri; Perciformes; Percidae. The coding region runs from base 309 to 1943 and encodes 544 amino acids. Gene Ontology annotation, molecular function: RNA binding. The record is from RefSeq and is a predicted model, not a curated record.